GUCCUGUCAGUUGUCAGUCCUCCUAUUGUUAACAAGUUGUAGCCAUCGAGCUUUCACCGAAACCUGCCAAACGACCUAGACCUACGUGUAUCGGCGGUGUUGGACGACCGAGUCCUUUGAUACAACAGCUGUUCCUACCAUGUCGGAACCGUCCAUCGAAGACUACGGAAUCAGUUGGAUAUGUGCCCUGCAAGAGGAAUACGAAGCCGCAUGCCGGAUGCUCGAUGAUGAAUUCGACUGCCAUGAUAUGGACGAAGUUAACGACAACAACACGUACGCCUUUGGCCGUAUUAAUGGGCACAAUGUGGUCAUUGGAUGCCUGCCAGAUGGUCGAUACGGGACCACCUCGGCUGCCUGCGUCGCUAGAGACAUGGUCCGCUCGUUCCCAAACUUGAAGUUUGCCUUGAUGGUGGGCAUUGGCGGAGGCGCGCCGAUAGGGGAAAGAGAUAUUCGACUCGGCGACGUCGUGGUUAGCGUACCAGAGGGAGUUCUCGGUGGCGUGGUGCAAUACGAUUUCGGGAAACGCUUGUCAAACGGCCAGUUCCAGCGGACAGGCCAGCUGAACGCUCCUCCCGAGGCGCUUCUAGGAGCUCUGCCCGAGAUCAGACGGCGCCACAACGACCCCAAGAAGCCGGACACCAUCGCCGAAAACUUGAAGCUCAUGGAGGAUAUGCCCGACUACCGACGGCCAGCCAAAGAUCAGCUGUUUCGCACCGACUAUGGCCACAAGGACGGAAAGAACUGUGACGCCUGCAAGGCUGACGGCUUGGAGAAGCGUCCGCCGCGUUCUACCCACCGUGAAGUAUCUGUCCACUAUGGCAUCAUUGCAUCUGCCAACUCGGUUAUGAAAGACGCCGUCGAGAGAGACCGAAUUGCCAAAGAUCCAGAGCUGAAAGUGCUGUGCUUCGAGAUGGAAGCCGGGGGCUUGAUGAACAACUUCCCGUGUCUGGUAAUUCGAGGCAUCUGCGAUUAUUCCGACUCCCACAAGAACGACGAGUGGCACAACUACGCAGCGCUCACAGCUGCAGCGUAUGCGAGAGAGCUUCUCCAUGUGCUCAAACCUAAAAGGGUGUCUGCGUUGCCGUCAUGGGCUGGCAAGAUAGAAAGCUUGCUGUCAAACGUUCAAACUGGACUCUCGGACAUAGGAAGGAGGACAGACGACAUUCUACGUCAUCGUCAUAAUGAGGAAGAGCAGAAGAUUUUGGAUUGGCUCACGCCAAUUGACUACGGUCUGCAACAGAGUGACUACUUCAAGCUACAGCAGCCGGGAACUGGCCAGUGGCUUCUAGAUUCGAACGAGUACCAGACUUGGCUAGUCACACGCAAGCAGACGCUCUUCUGCCCAGGCAUCCCGGGAGCCGGGAAGACGAUACUCACAUCCAUUGUGGUUGACGAUCUCUGCAAAAGAUUCCAAGGCGACCCAACAAUAUGUCUCGCAUAUAUAUACUGCAAUUUCAGGCGAAAAGAGGAGCAAAAGGUUGACGACCUGCUGGCAAGUCUCCUCAAACAGCUAAGCCAGAAGAGGGCUUCUCUGCCGAACGAAGUGAAAACCCUCCAUGACAAGCACAAGUCUACCCGCACUCGGCCGUCGGUAGAGGAAAUCUUGAAAACACUAAACCAUGUCGUUACUGAUUACUCUCGAGUUUUCAUCAUCAUUGAUGCGCUUGACGAGUGCGAAGCUUUCGAUGGCUGUCGAGCGAGACUUUUGACAGAGAUCUUCAACCUCCAGGCUGGGUCGGAUGCCAACGUCUUUGCAACUUCAAGGUUUAUUCCGGAGGUCAAUGAAAAGUUCAAAGGGAGUAGUAUUUCACUAGAAAUCCGCGCUAGCGACGAAGACGUGGGCGCAUAUCUCCAUAGCCAUAUGUCCCGACUUCCAGCCUUCGUUGGCCGCAGCCCCGAACUCCAGGAGGAGGUCAGGAGCGGGAUCAUCCAGUCAGUCCAAGGAAUGUAUGUAGCCGCUUUUUCCAAAGACGAUGUACGGCGUUAAUAUAUCCUCAGGUUCCUCCUUGCAAAGCUGCACCUUGAUUCCUUGAUUGGAAAGAGAUCCCCCCUGGCCGUGCGAGAGGCUCUUGCAAAACUGCCGACCGGGUCGGACGCAUACGACCGUGCAUAUCAGGACGCGAUGGAACGCAUUGAAGGUCAGGCAAAAGACCAAGAGGGCCUCGCCAAGCAGACCUUGUCAUGGAUCACAUGCGCAAAUCGACCUCUCACCACGUUAGAGCUUCAGCAUGCUCUCGCUGUAGAAUUAGGCAGGCG
Lasiosphaeria miniovina is the source of this 2256-nucleotide messenger RNA. RefSeq names its product nucleoside phosphorylase domain-containing protein. Gene Ontology annotation, molecular function: ATP hydrolysis activity. The coding region runs from base 140 to 1987 and encodes 615 amino acids. The record is from RefSeq and is a predicted model, not a curated record. The transcript has 2 exons. NCBI's taxonomy places the organism in Eukaryota, Fungi, Ascomycota, Sordariomycetes, Sordariales, Lasiosphaeriaceae. Gene Ontology annotation, biological process: nucleoside metabolic process.